Messenger RNA from Penicillium paradoxum, 1302 nucleotides. RefSeq names its product TVP38/TMEM64 family protein. The record is from RefSeq and is a predicted model, not a curated record. Lineage: Eukaryota; Fungi; Ascomycota; Eurotiomycetes; Eurotiales; Aspergillaceae. The transcript has 2 exons. Gene Ontology annotation, cellular component: Golgi membrane. Bases 1 to 1302 code for a protein of 433 amino acids. Gene Ontology annotation, biological process: mitotic spindle elongation; vesicle-mediated transport.
AUGCCUGCGGACUAUGAGUCCACGGCCAGGGCAUUGUCCCUCUCGCCUUCUUCUCCGGACCCUAUACCUUCAUCCCCUGGCAGCGAUGUUCAUCCCCCUUGGAGUCGCGCCGGCAGGCGGAACUCUGGUUGGUCGAGCGGGCAGGCGAGCUAUCGCGAACAGAUCAUCCACCGUGGCACAGAGCUGUAUCACCGCAUGAAUAAGAUAUGGGCAGAAAUGCCCCUCUGGAAGAAAAUCGGGACCAUCUUGGCUUGCUUGUCCGUGGGCGCGUUGGGUAUUGGGUUCAUGGUGUUAACUGGAAAGCUGUUUAUCUGGCUUGGCCCGGUCGCGGAGAAGUGGGAGACCUCCUGGUUAGCUGCCUUUAUUCUGUGGCUGUGCGUCUUUUUCGUCUCAUUCCCGCCUCUCGUGGGAUGGUCGACAUUUGGAACCGUGGCGGGGUUUAUAUUUGGUGUAUGGCAAGGAUGGCUAAUUUACGCUUCUGCCACAAUUCUCGGAUCAACUGUCUCAUUUUAUGUUUCGCGGACAGUUUUGUCUGGAUUCGUACAUCGCCUGAUGGAACGCGACAAAAGAUUCGCCGCAUUGGCCCUGACAUUGAAGUAUGACGGGCUCAAGCUCCUUUGCAUGAUCCGUUUAUGCCCAUUGCCUUACUCAAUCUGCAAUGGAGCCGUAUCCACAUUUCCUACAGUGCAGCCACUGAUGUAUGGACUUGCCACGGCCAUCAUCUCUCCCAAACUGUUGAUUCCUGCAUUCAUUGGGAGUCGGAUACGUCUGCUCUCCGAAAAGGGGGAAGAGAUGAGUGCGGGAUCCAAAGCUGUGAAUAUCUGCAGUAUUGUCCUAACAGUCUGUGUUGGAGUCUUUACCGGGUGGUAUAUUUACCAAAGGUUUGACCCCUCCGAGUCUAUCCAUUCUCAAUGUCUCAGGAAGCCGAUGCUAAUUUGUUCUUUCUCCCCUUUUAGAACCUUAGUUCGUGCAAAGGAACUCGAAGCCCAAGAGCGUGCAGAUAUCCGAGACUCCCUGGAAGCUGAUCAUGCAGCGCACCGCCCUCAUCGUGCGUUUUCAGAGGAUCCUGAUGUGAAUGAAGCUGCCACUACGCUGGCCAGAGACGAAGAAGAGCGGAUUGGAUUCACUGAUCUAGACGAGGACAACGUUGACCUGGUUUUGGGCGACAGUGAUAGUGACCAGCCGGGUCCUUGGAAGAAUUCGACCAGACGACCGUAUCACGAUGAGUUCACUGAUAAUGAUUCAGACGGCUUCGCAGGAGAUGAUGAGUCAUAUAAUUUGCACACUCAUGUUCAAAACUAA